Molecule: messenger RNA, 3431 nt
Organism: Carassius gibelio (silver crucian carp)
Lineage: Eukaryota; Metazoa; Chordata; Actinopteri; Cypriniformes; Cyprinidae
Product: ubiquitin-associated and SH3 domain-containing protein B
Exons: 14
Coding region: 403-2349 (648 amino acids)
Molecular function (GO): protein binding
Source: RefSeq, a predicted model, not a curated record
GAUGUAACAAGUAUUGACAUAUUUCGCUCACGGCGCGCCUGCUAAAUAUUUCUAACUAUACACCGAGCCUCGAGUGGCUCCGGAGAAAUAUAUUUCUUCCCGUGGCGGACAGCGACAGCGGUGGUUGUUGAUACGCGGAGCAAAUAAGAUUGACUUCCGACUGAUGACCCCUUUCUCAAACUGUAAUGACAUGAGCGCUCCAGCAGGAAGCUCAAAUCAUUUUGUUUAGAAACAUUGCAGCGCGUCCGCCAAGAUUUCUGUCUGUCCGUCUGCGAGGAAUAAUGGGGCGUUUUUGAACCAGCCUUUAACGCAGAUACUGUAGCGCUUGAUUCGAUGUUUUAGUGUGUCGCGUCCGUCCAUUUGGACGCAUCAUAAGUAAGCAAAUCGCUGUUCUGAGGCCAAAUGGAAAGCUGCACCAUGGCAGCAAAAGAGGACCUAUAUGCCAAAGUCGCACCACGGAUGCAGCGGCAGAACCGGACAGGAACUGUCAAACAUGGAAACAGUCUGGAUGUUUUAUUGUCCAUGGGUUUUCCUAAAACCAGGGCGCUAAAAGCUCUGGUUUCGACUGGGGGCAGAAAUGUCCAAGCAGCCUGUGACUGGUUGUUUUCCCAUGUGGAUGACCCGUUCCUGGAUGAUCCUUUACCCAGGGAGUAUGUGCUGUACCUGAAACCCAGCGGUCUCCUCCUUAACCAGCUCUCCAGCUUUUGGCAGCAGAGUCGCAUUACAUGUGGCAAGAACAAAGCCCACAACAUCUUCCCUCACAUAACCCUCUGCCAGUUCUUCAUGUGUGAAGAUAGUAAGGUAGAUGUCCUGUGUGAAGCUCUGCAGGCAGUGGUGGGUCAGUGGAAAGGUCGUUUCCCCUCCCCACUGCCCCUGGAGUUUUACUCCUCCUCAAACUUCAUCGGCCUCUUUGUGGAAGAGAAGGUGGCUGAGGUGAUCAAGAGCUUUGCUACAGACUUUGCUACUGAAGCGGCUUCUAAAGCAGAUGUUCGUGUGGAGCCCCAUAAGAAGCAGCUUCAUGUAACUCUGGCCUACCACUUCCAAUCCAACCAUCUUGCAUCCUUAGAAAAACUUGCCAAAGGUGUAGACAUAACAUUGGGCUGUGAUUGGCAGGCUGUGCUUUUGUCACGGGACAUCCGAUUUGCCAAUCAUGAGACCUUGCGGGUGAUGUACCCCUAUGUGCCUCAGAAUGAUGAUGAACUGGAGCUGGUGCCCGGUGACUUCAUCUUCAUGUCGUCUAUAGAACAGGCCACUGCCAGUGAGGGCUGGGUCUAUGGGACCUCGAUGAGCACAGGGUUAUCUGGGUUACUUCCAGAAAACUACGUCAAUAGGGCAGAUGAGUGUGAUACUUGGGUCCUGCAUGGGUCUUUCUCAUUUCUUAACUUAUCCCCCCCAACCGAUAUCAGGGGUGCUAUGGGUGGGAUUUUUCUUGACUCACACUUGGACGGUCGUCUCUUUGAUGAUCCCAUGCCAAUGGAUCCCAACAGUCUGAGCGUUAUGUGUCAACCUAUGCAGAUCCUAUGCCCUAAUCAGUCUCGAUUGCCUAAGAGAACGUUGUUUGUGUGUCGCCAUGGUGAAAGAAUGGAUGUAGUGUUUGGGAAACACUGGAUCACUCAGUGCUUUGAUGCCAAAGGUCGGUAUGUGCGGUCAAACCUCAACAUGCCACUGAGUCUCCCAGCGAGGAGUGGGGGGUACAGGGACUAUGAUAAGGACUGUCCUAUCACUGUGUUCGGAUCCACACAGGCUCGUCUAGUCGGGGAGGCUCUCCUGGAAAGUCAUACAGUGGUAGACUUUGUAUACUGUUCCCCUUCUCUGCGCUGCGUGCAAACAGCUUAUAAUAUCCUCAGAGGUCUUCAAAAGGAUGGGAAGACUAAGAUCAGAGUUGAGCCAGGUUUGUUUGAGUGGACUAAAUGGGUGUCGGGAACCACAUUACCUGCCUGGAUCCCUCCUGCAGACCUGGCGGCUGCUAAUAUAUGUGUGGAUACAACAUACAGACCUCAUAUACCCAUCAGUAAACUGGCCGUGUCGGAGUCCUAUGAAACAUACAUCAGUCGCAGCUUCCAAGUGACGCGUGAAAUACUGUCAGAGUGCAAUAAUCUGGGAAAUACAGUGCUGAUUGUGGCCCAUGCUUCCUCUCUGGAGGCUUGUACAAGGCAGAUUCAGGGACUGACCCCACAGAACUCUAAAGACUUUGUGCAAGUGGUCAGAAAGAUACCUUACUUGGGCUUUUGUGCUUGUGAGGAGAUGGGCGAGACGGGCGUUUGGCAGCUCGUGGAUCCACCCAUCCUGCCGCUCACGCAUGGACCCAAUCACAGCUUUAACUGGAGAGAAACACUGCUGCAGGACUGAGGAGGCUCUGCAACUUUUACCCUCACUGCUCCUCCUCCAAAGGCAACAGAGACAUGCUUUCAAGUCACAUCUUCACAGACCUGCAUUGUAGCACUAUAAAAGGCUCAUGCUUCCAUAGCCACGUUCUUGCACUGCUGCAGUACACCUCAUUGGCCCUGUCUUAAUACAUAAAGCAUAAGAGCAGUAAUAUUUGUGGUAGAUUUCCAUAAUGUGCUCAAACACCAUUUGCCUAUGGCCUACUGGCCUAUAGACAAGCUGCAGCAGAACACUUGCUUCCAACUGUAGCCCAGACGAAACUAAAUAUCGGAGAGUUUCAAAGACAUACAUCAAACACAGGAUGUAAUACACGGCGAUAAACUCAGGUUUCCUGCCUCAGUGAGUUGAUGAGUCAUCCAACACUUCCAAAAUGGAUGCCGCUGGCCUCGAGUUGGGUCUCCGAACCCUUUGUAAACUCCAUUUUCUUACACUCUGUAGGGGGGAAAGACGUCUCCCUAUAUUACACUGUGAAUCAAAUAGACAUGCGCCACCUAUUGCAUCAAGAUUUCCCAAUUACACCUGGCACAAACCCACUCACCAACUCAUGAAAGCACAAGAAUAUUCUGGCAAUCAGAUAAACUGAGAUGAAGCAGCUUUAAAGUAGUUUAGAAGUGGAUUUGGUGGACAGCACAUUCGUCUUGUGCCUUGCUGUCAUGCUGCUACACUUUGCAACUAUAGGACACUUUGGGAGGACUGUUAGUUAGGGCUUAUUUGGAGAUGGUAUUUAAAGAUGUACUGUCACACUUUUCGCAUGCUAGGGGCCAUUUUAAAAGGGUGAGAUGAUAAACCCAGUAAGGACGUCAUCAAACUUUCAAAAGCAGUGCCACAAAUGGUUACAACUUCAUAAGCAGCAGCUUAAAUAAUGUUAUGUGCAGCUGUUAAGGAACAUGUUGCUGUAAGGUAAGCUUUACUUUCUGAGCACUUGAAAUAUCCAACUAAACAGGAAAGAAUGCUUCAGCAAUGUAAAGGAUUGUACAUUAAUGCGUAACGUGUCUGUAUAUACUAAGUAACAUAGUAAAAUCCAUUUGAUGUGUUUCACCUUUAAA